AUGCAGGCUGUAUGUUUCUUGGGAAAUGUUGCCGAUAAUUCCCCAAAAUGUCGCGACUUUGUCCUUCGCCUUGGUGGAUUGCUUCCUUUGCUGGCACAAACACAAUUAAUUGAGCAUGGCAAUCUUUCUAUAAUGAGAAGUGCUACCUGGGCACUUUCGAAUCUAUGUGGGGGCAAGCCGCAACCGCCUUUUGAUCAGGUUGGUCUUUCUGAUCUGCUGUUUCCACUUCUAUCUCAUGUUUUAGGGACUUACAUGUCAGAUCAUGAUAGGCUGUGGGCUGGUUUACUUACAAAACUAGCCCUUUCAGCUCUUCUGCGUUUGAUUCACUCAAAUGAUGAUGAAGUGUUGAUUAAUGCAUGUUGGGCUCUCUCACAUCUUUCGGAUGGCACAAAUGAUGAAAUUCAAGCUGUUAUUGAAGCGGGAGUGUGCCCCCGGCUAGUUGCGCUUUUACAUCACCCAUCUCCUUUAGUGGUCUCUCCGGCUCUUCGUACAAUUGGAAACAUUCUCACUGGAGAUGAUAUGCAAACGCAGUGUAUCAUCAACCAUCAAGUACUACCCCGUCUUCUGAAUCUGUUGACAAGUAAUUACAAGAAGAGCAUUAAGAAGAAAGCUUGUUGGGCCAUCUCAAACAUCGCAGCCGGCAACAAGGAGCAUAUUCAGGCUGUGAUUGAGGCUAAUAUUAUUGGUCCUCUGGUCCAUCUGCUUCAAUAUGCGGAGUUUGAUCUCAAAUUGGAGGCUGCACGGGCAAUCUUGAAUGCUAGCUUCGGUUGCACUCACAAACAAAGAAAGUACCUAGUGAGUCAAGGGUGUAUCAAGCAAUUGUGUGAUCUUCUUGCUUGUCCUGACCCAAGGAUUGGGACUGUCUGUUUGGAAGGGCCUGAAAACAUCUUGAAGGCUGGAGAAGAUGAGAAGAAUUUGGAUCGUACAGGAGGUGUAAAUCUCUCUGUUCAAAUGAUCAAUGAUGUUGCUGAGGUGGUGGAAAACAUUAAGAACCUUCGAAGUCGUGAUAAAUGGGAGAUUUAUGAGAAGGCAUCAAAGAUUCUUGAAACAUAUCGGUUGAAGAAAGAUUUAAUGCCGCCAGGUGAUGCUUCUCAACCACGGUUCAGCUUUGGAUAGGGUCAGCUUCUAGCGGCUUCAACUUCGACUGAAGGCAUGUAAGCUCUCACUUUUUGAUGGUAUCAUUUUACAAAAUUAUAUGUGUGUUCUGGAUGGUGUAUGAUUUUUUAAUGUUCUUAGUAUUUCAAAUUUAGCAUGGAAAAGUUGCUACAUG
Messenger RNA from Cornus florida, 1270 nucleotides. RefSeq names its product importin subunit alpha-1b-like. Bases 1 to 1116 code for a protein of 371 amino acids. The transcript is spliced from 6 exons. Gene Ontology annotation, biological process: NLS-bearing protein import into nucleus. Gene Ontology annotation, cellular component: nucleus. Gene Ontology annotation, molecular function: nuclear import signal receptor activity; protein binding. The record is from RefSeq and is a predicted model, not a curated record. NCBI's taxonomy places the organism in Eukaryota, Viridiplantae, Streptophyta, Magnoliopsida, Cornales, Cornaceae.